CGGGUAGUAUAAUUAUUUGGAUUAGGCCUGUUCAGCUUCAGUUGUCAAUUAUUUUAAGACGUCGUUUCUGCCUUUUACCAAGUUUUUAAUUGUUCAUAACAAAGGCGCAGUACUUAUGCAGAGUAUCUAUUUGUGAAGAGUAUAAAGUUAUGUCAGCAUAGUCCUUUCCGUUGCCAAAAAUGAAAAAAAAGGGAAUGAUAUAGACUAUUUUCUCAACUAUCAGAUACCCGUUACUAAGCUUGUGGGAGGGCAAGUAUAUACAUACAUAUGUAUAUUCUCUAUAUGGCCGGAAACGGUUCCAACAAAUCUAGUAUACCCAAUUAUGUUUACUAGUAACAUAUAGUAUAGCCCUGGACGAGUUUCUGGACAUUUUCCGACAAAAUUCUUAAAUGAUUUCUAUAAAUGGAGAAAUAACCGUAGUCAAACUUUAUACGCUUGACUACGUCGGCUUCAACUGCAGGAAGUGUCAUUGUCGUCUUCCCAGAAGAGUUUCAAAAUGGUUAAUGAUGCCAUUAACCAGGAGGAAGCCAACCACACGAGACGAGUGCCAAAACUAGACAGUGGUCGACAUGGCUGUGACGAUUUCAAUGCUGCAACAUCAACAUUGUAACAUUGCAACUCUUUAGCCAGUUAAUUGGCAGCAAAAUCGACAGCGAUACUAGCAGCAGCAGCAGCAGCAACAGCUUUUCACCAGGAAAUCAAUAACAGUUUAGCCAAAACAAAAUAAUAAAACGAAACCGGGGUAAAAGCAUUUCUCUGAUUCGGAAGUAGCUAAAAAUGUCAGCUCAACUUCUAAAACAAAACAAAUGCAAAUAUGGCCCAGUUUUAGUUUGUUCUAAUUUUGCUAAACGGCAAACAUCGCUAGUCGGGAAAUACCUAGCAAAACACUUGAGAGUUCUACUGCCAAUUUGAAAGUUUGACUAUAAAAGGGGGAUCUAGAUUAAUUUCUGUACUUAGAAGUCCAACGGAAAUUCAAACAUGAAGGUGUUCUAUCAAACUAUUUUGGGACUGGCGCUUAUCCUUGCCAUACUAAGCUCUUCUUUGACUUACGCCACACCAUUGGAUGACAACAAGUCGGAUGAGUCUCUCCUAAGCGAAAAUUCGGAAUCGGAUGAAUCGGUGCCCAAUGACAUUCAACAGGAUUAUCUCAAUGUGGCCAACUACGUUACCCCGUCUCCUCCAUGGUGGUGGAACUAGA
Molecule: messenger RNA, 1198 nt
Organism: Drosophila teissieri
Lineage: Eukaryota; Metazoa; Arthropoda; Insecta; Diptera; Drosophilidae
Exons: 3
Coding region: 979-1197 (72 amino acids)
Source: RefSeq, a predicted model, not a curated record